This is a messenger RNA of Sycon ciliatum, 2052 nucleotides long. RefSeq names its product cell cycle control protein 50A-like. The transcript is spliced from 6 exons. The record is from RefSeq and is a predicted model, not a curated record. Lineage: Eukaryota; Metazoa; Porifera; Calcarea; Leucosolenida; Sycettidae. Gene Ontology annotation, cellular component: plasma membrane; Golgi apparatus; endoplasmic reticulum. Bases 149 to 1135 code for a protein of 328 amino acids.
GACAGUGAUGUUCGUUGAGCGCUGUGGAAGCAAGCAGUUAGCUCACUGCUCAGGUUGUUUUCAAUCAACAAGAAUGCAGCCCUAGGAAUCAAAGGACUGGUUUGCUAUUCAAUUUUGAGUUGUGAGAGGGAAGUAGUUUGAUGCUACGAUGACUGAGGGUAGUCCUGCACACGCCAAUAGGCCUGGAGGGUCGAGAAUAAAACAGCAGACUUUGCCAGCAUGGAAACCCAUUUUUACAGCGAACUGUGUGGUCCCCAUUUUCUUCGUAUUUGGGAUUAUAUUUAUCCCUAUUGGUGUAGUGCUGCUGCUGGAAUCUAACAAGAUCAAGGAGAUGUCGCUAGACUACACGAGCUGCACAACGCCUGCUAACCAAUCAUGCAGCCUGUUGAGAGAGAACCGCACUGAGCAGGUUAUGCGUGAUGCGUGUGUAUGCAAUGUAGACUUUACGCUAAGCGAGGACUGGCCCGGUACAGUGUAUGUGUACUAUCGCCUGACGGAGUUCUAUCAGAAUCAUCGACGCUAUCUGAAAAGUGUCAAUCAAGAACAACUCCAAGGCGAAACAGCUCAGACAUCCGGCUGCAUUCCGAAUGCUUUUCAGAGUAGUGAUAGUCUACCUAUUAUGCCAUGCGGAAUGAUAGCCAACAGUCGCUUCAAUGAUUCGUAUACGCUGUUCAGGAGUGGUAACGAUACAUCCCCAAUAGAUUGGCGUCGUGACGGUAUUGCGUGGACCGAAGAUACCAAUUACAAGUUUGGCAAUCCAACCAGCUUUGCCGGUAGUGCUCAGCCAGUGUACUGGCAAGAGAACGUGUCUUCUUUGCCUGGCAUGAUGCUGAAUGAAGACCUGGCUGUGUGGAUGCGCACAGCGGCACUGCCCAAGUUUAGAAAGCUCUAUGCGCGCAUCACCGACGGCCUAACCACUGGAAACUACACUAUGUCAAUCGAGUACAAUUACCCUAUCCGACGCGGUCACAAAACGUUUGUGCUGAGCACCACACGAUGGAUUGGUGGGAAAAAUUCGUUUCUGGGCAUCGCGUACUUGACGGUUGGCGGACUCUCGAUAGCGGGCGGAUGUGCGCUUCUGCUGAUUCAUGCUAUCUAUGGCAAGAGAAAACGUGAUGUCAGCAAGAUGCACUAAGCGAGAAAGCAAGAAAAGCAGGUGAAAGCAGAGAUCGCCAUUCAUAAACAUAUAAAAAUCCGUUCCAUGUAAGAAAAAUUGUAUGAAGCCAUGUAGGCUAAUUGCUAGCCUAGCCAGGCAUGUUUUAUUAUGCACAGUAGGGUUUCAUGUUUAACUACUUUGGAAAUAAUAUCUUGCAUGCACAUACACACAUAUACACGCACACACACAUACACACACGCAUACACACAUACACACACGCAUACAGACAGGCAAGCAUGCACUCAGACACGCAAGGUUAUGUUUAUGUUCAAUGUCAUGUCAGGUACACACAUGCACAAUAUACAUGCUAGUUGAGUAAGGAAAAAUUUUCAGUUAAUUAUUAAUCAAUGCGUUUUGCUUUUGAGCUAGUGGAACGUUUGCUGUACUCACUGCCAGCUUUCAUCAUCAGAUUCGUAAACAUCCUCUGUUAUUGAUGACGCCGGUGGUGGUGCUGCUGCUGCUGCCACCGCCGCCUGGCUUGAUAUUGCGGCUCCUGGAGCUAAGUGUUCGAUGUUUGUAGCCUACAGAAAUGGCAUAGAACAGCAAUAGACCAUUGGCGUGACUUUCAGCUGUACAAAUAAUCAUAUGUUCCUUUCACUGCUGUUGGCAUUUUUUGGUGUGAGAUUGAUAAUAGUUUUUAAAGAGAUUUACCAACCUUGCUAUCACCCAGUGAUUCCUUGAUCUGAUGUUGACUUUCUUACUCUCCUUUCUCGUAGUUUUUUUAAAAUUCUUUACAACUGUACAUAUUUUUAACUGGUCUACGCCUUUACCUUGUCUAAGUUUUUUUAGUCACUACUACUGCUGCUGCUGUUGUUUUAGUGCUGCAGAAUCUAUAAUGUACGUGUGUAUUGAAAUUUGUGUCAAAUGACAAAUCAAUGUAGAGUUAAAAACUGUAA